Molecule: messenger RNA, 888 nt
Organism: Ostertagia ostertagi
Lineage: Eukaryota; Metazoa; Nematoda; Chromadorea; Rhabditida; Trichostrongylidae
Source: the annotation of a GenBank genome assembly
AUGCCCUUCCCGAAGAAAUACACGCAGAAUAUAGAAGCUAUUCAGCAAACGAUUCUGAACACAGAAACAACCCUAAACAUGGGAAACAUCAACGUGGAACUUUUGGACUGGAACAGGCAUAUUACCCUUGACUCAGCCGAGACGUCUAUAGCAUACGCACUGCGAUUUUUGAGGGACCUGUGUUGCCGUGUUCAAGAAAGUUGCGUCAAGAAUAAUAACGCAAGUUCCGGAACUCAGGAUACGACCGGACAGCAAGUUCAUCACGGUAAAAAAGAAAAGGAAAAGGAAAGCUGCAUUACAAAACAACUGAAACGCUCACUGAAAAAUCUCAAUGUACAACCAGAUCCGUACGGCAUUCUGCGCUGUCGAGGAAGACUUGAUAAUGCGAAUGUUCCUGAGUCCGCGAAACACCCCAUAUUAUCUACCCUCCGAGGAACUAUUUCGUCUACAAACCAGAAGGCAGGCACAGAAAGCCCUUGCAUCCUCGCUCAAAACGAUGGGAAGCGUGCAGGAAACCAUGAACCGAGAGAAGGCAUGGUAUUACUACUUGCUGACGAUAACCUACCACGCAAUCCCUGGAAAAUGGGGAGAAUAUCGGCAUUGAAACCUGGAAAAGAUGGAGCCAUAAGAGAAGUAGAACUGCAUAUGCCCAACGGAAACAUUCCCAGACGUCCCAUCAAUCUAUUACUCAUCCCUCUAGAACUUAACGACGGAGCAGAACCUCCGAGGGAAAACCAACAACCUGAAUCCGGAAUCUUUCAACGUGCAGAACAGCAAGAAGCACCAAGACAAUAUCAUCUUCGCAGCACAACACAUACUGGUCCAUCUAAACGACAGAGCAGAACAUUGGAUCAGAACGACAACAUCAUUGAAAAGCCGGGAGUAUAG